Messenger RNA from Spodoptera exigua (beet armyworm), 1869 nucleotides. Lineage: Eukaryota; Metazoa; Arthropoda; Insecta; Lepidoptera; Noctuidae. The record is from the annotation of a GenBank genome assembly.
AUGACUCGUUGGUUAGACGUGGAAGUGGGAAAUGAUGAUAUAGAUCUAAAUACUCUUCCGCAAAACUUAGCUUUACUGGAUUUACAAAAUGACAAUGAAUUCAAACUCGUCGUAGGAGAUUUUGGAAGAGGAGAAGAAGGACCUAAAUUAAAGAUAUUCAAAGGUGCAAUGCAGAUAUCUGAUACAGUGCUCCCAGACCUACCCCUUGGAGUUGUAGGGUUCUACAUAAGUGAGACAGUACCUCGUUCUGUGCCUAUUGUUGCUGUGGCCUACAGCUCCUGUAUAUUCAUGUAUCGGAACUUGAAACUGUUUUAUAAGUAUUAUCUUCCAUCAACGGAGCUUAGUAUGUGUGAGAUGGAGGUUUGGAAACAGUUAAUAAACCCUACCAAUCAAAAUGCAGAUGCAGUAAGACCACUUCUUGACAGUCUCAGAGCGAUACCUCACGACCUUUUAACAGUUCAAUCACAGAACCUUCUAGCUUUUACCACAGAGCAGCAAUUAGAAUACUUGGAGAAUAAUACAGAGUUACCAAGAAAGAAGAAUGCGGAGAUUGUGUGUAUGAAUACAAUGAAGAUGCACUCUAUAGACAAAUGGUCUGUCAGCUGUCUUGUGGUUGCUACUGAGGAUGGAGAUGUGGUGUUUCUGGAUCCUCAAACCUUUAGUCAGUUGUCUCAGGCAAAAUUAUGUGGUGUUAAGAAAACGCCAUUCCAAAUGGUCACAUCAGGGCUGUACACUGUUGACUACAGAGUAACUAUAGCGACGAGAGAGAAGACAGUGUGUGUAUUGAAAAGGGAUUGGGCAGAAGGUCGCAUUCUCUUCAACACCGAUGACCAUAUCAUCGCCAUCGAAGUGGUGACGGCAGACAGCAGUGUGAUGGUUAUCUGUGCUGAUCAUACCAUGGCCUGUUAUAAUAAGAAGGGCAAGAAGCAGUGGUGUUUGACACUAGAACACCGCCCAGUCGCCAUGACACUUGUCCCAGUGCUUCACCUCGGUGUCACGUUGACGGGGGUGGCGCUAGCGUCGGGCCAUGUGCACUUGUAUGAUGGGAAGUCUAGGAGGGACACUGUGUUUGUGAGAGAUGUGGUAUCCGUGAUGAAGUUUGGUCAAUUAGGUCAGGAAGAACAUGUUCUCAUCAUUAUUACUGGGGGUGGAAAUCUGAUGCUGAAGAUUUUGAAGCGAACAGCAGACUUCAGCGCUCACGCAGCCGGCGUAGAGAUAUCCCCGAGCGGUCCUACUGGACAGAAACCCUGGCUCAUACCUAAGAAGUCCAAAUUGUUUCUAGAACAAUCCGCUAGGGAGAGAGAAAAUGCUGCUAUGAUGCACGAAACGUUCCAACACGAGCUGAACAGACUGCGCCUGCUGGCGGCCAGGACGUUGCUGGAGGCGCACGUGCGCUCCGACAACUCCGUGGGCACCGGGCCUAUGGGAGACAUGCGGCUUACUGCUGAGGUUGAAGGCCUUGGCCCAGUGUUCCGAGUAACGUUGAUAAUAGAGAACAAUUCCAAGGAGAAGGCGGUGAUCGGGCUCGCGAUACUGUUCCAUGUGCAUACCGUCAAUUAUAAAGUCUCCAAUCCUUAUGUCAAGGUACCUCUCCUCUCGCCUGGUGGAAAACUGAAGUUUCCAACAAAAAUUGAAGAAGUGUUCGACGACAAUAUAAGCCCUGACGUUCUAUUUCGUCCUGUGACUGGACAAGGAGGGGAACGAUCUCUAAUCAAAGUGCUCUUAUUGAAGGAGGGCAGAAAAACUCCAGUACUUGCAGCUACUGUACAAAUGCCACCUACAGACCCAAUGAUGUUACCCUUUGAUAAAAUGCAGACAAUCGCUGGAAUUGACUCUAAUGAGGACCCGAAUUGGGCUCCAAAAACUUGA